Molecule: messenger RNA, 2331 nt
Organism: Ipomoea nil (Japanese morning glory)
Lineage: Eukaryota; Viridiplantae; Streptophyta; Magnoliopsida; Solanales; Convolvulaceae
Exons: 2
Coding region: 564-2081 (505 amino acids)
Biological process (GO): positive regulation of growth
Source: RefSeq, a predicted model, not a curated record
CAUCUUCCCCACAAACACUCUGCAUCGUUAUCUCCUACAUGAAUGAGAGUCUAAGUUCCCUUCAAGCAGAGCUUCCAUCACGGCAUUCAUGGUGGGAAGGUCAUAUGAAGCGUGCAAUCUGGGUAAUCUCAAGUUCCAGUCUUCUAGAUCUAAACUACAAAUCUCCAGAUCUGAAGUAGAAAAUUCGUGACAGUCAACUAAUGGUCAUCUCCGUGCACAUUUCAAUCUUUAUAUAAACCACAAUUUUGGGCAUAAAAUUAAAGUCGUUCAUAUUUAAGCACUCCCUUCUUGUUUCCCUCCACUCUCUUCUUAUACUAAUCUGCUGAAUCUUGAAGCUUGAAGCUAUCAAUUUCGCCUCUAAGGAUUGCAUUUCUUCCCAGUUCCACGUUGCGCACUUUCAAUGAGUCUCGUUUCCAGGAUUCCUUCAAGCACCCAUUUCUCCUCCCAGCUCCCUCACUCGAAAACGCCCGUUUUUUUGAGAGUUUUCUGCAUUCAAUGUGUCUGGGAGAAUAAUAGCCCGCCAGGUGUUUGAGGAAAGUUCGGGGCUUUCUCAGUAAGUCGAAAUGGUGGCGGAGCGUUGGCUGUUGAGGAUGGGAAGUCAGGUGAGCAGUAAUGUUAAGCACGCUUUACUUCUCGAGAAUUCGAAAAAAUUGAAUUCCAAGAAACAGGUGAUAGGCAUACUUUCUUUUGAAGUUGCUAGUGUAAUGUCCAGGAUUAUUCAGCUGUACAGCUCUUUGUCUGACCAUGAGGUGCAUAAGCUCAAAAAUGAAAUCUUGAAGUGUGUAGGGAUAAGAACUCUGGUCUCUGAUGAUGAAACUAGGCUGUUAGAGUUAGCCCUUGUUGAGAAACUGGAUGAUUUGGGUAGAAUUUCUAGUGUGGUGUCUAGGCUGGGGAAGAAGUGCACAAUCCCUGCAUUGCAGGGAUUUGAGCAUGUGUAUGGGGAUGUUACUUCUGGGGCUAUUGAUGUGAGGGAAUUGGGGUUUUUGGUCAAGGAUAUGGAUGGGAUGGUUAGGAAGAUGGAGAGAUAUGUGAACUUAACGGCGAGUUUAUAUGGUGAGAUGGUGGUGCUGAAUGAAUUAGAAGUGGCGACGAGGAAGUUUCAGCAUAAUCACCAUGAGGAGAGUAGGAAAGCUUAUGAGCAAAAGUUGGCUUGGCAGAAACAGGAUGUGAGGCACUUGAAGAAUGUUUCGCUUUGGAAUCAGGAUUAUGAUAAGAUCGUGGAACUGUUAGCUAGGACGUUAUGUACUGUUUAUGCCCGGAUUAGUACUGUUUUUGGAAAUAGAAUUGUGAGGAAGGAUUCGUUGAGUUCAGGCGGGCAUAUUGGAAGAAGAACCGUAAGGAGGAGGAAUGCUAGUUACCAUCCUCAGAAUGGGUUGCAAAGAAGUGAACCGGGAUUUGUUUGUCCAGAUGAUCUCAAUUUUGCCUGUGGAAUGGGACCGGGGAGGUUAUUUAUGGAAUGCAUAAGUUCAAGUUCUGCUUUGAAGGAUGACGAUUCGAGUGGAACGAGGAUCAAUGCAAGGUUCGGACCGAGAAACAAAGUUAUGCUCUACACUUGUCCUAGAACCGUUGGAGCCUCUGCUUUGGCGUUGCACUAUGCAAACGUCAUAAUCGCGAUAGAGAAGCUGCUUUGCUACCCACAUCUAGUUGGCGACGAAGCUAGGGACGAUUUAUACCAAUUGUUGCCAUCAAGCCUAAGAAAAACUUUGAAGGCUAAUCUGAAGUCUUAUAUGAAAGGUUUGGCAAUAUACGAUGCACCUCUCGCCCACGAUUGGAAAGAGAGGCUUGACGAGAUUCUGCAGUGGCUAGCUCCACUGGCACAUAACACAAUCACGUGGCACAGUGAGCAUAACGUCGAGCAGCACGAAAUCGUCAAAAAGACAAACGUACUCCUGCUCCAGACACUGUAUUUUGGCAACCUCGAAAAGACAGAAGCCGCAAUCUGUGAGCUGCUUCUAGGCCUAAAUUACAUAUGCCGGUAUGAGCACCAGCAAAACGCUUUGCUCGACUGUGCAAGCAGCUUGGAUUUCGAAGACUGUGCAGAGUGGCAGUCACAAGUCAGAGCUUCUCUUCAUUCUGGAUAGGAUAAUGACAGUUUCAUAACUAGGUACACAGUUUAUGUUUAUAGUUUCUUAGCUAGCUGCAUUUGUUUGAUAAAAGUAGAAUAAAUCAGAUGAUAGGUCAAACAGGGUGACAGUAUUAGAAUUCAGAACCUUGGACAUUAAGGAUGUCUAAAUAUAAUUAGAAUCUUUCAUUGCUAGUUAUGAAUACAAUGUAGCAUUGUAUCUUGUAUAUGCUCUCUUCAUAUAUGAAUCAGCAGAUCUUCUUAUCUUC